This is a messenger RNA of Zea mays, 2671 nucleotides long. RefSeq names its product fasciated ear3 (gene fea3). NCBI's taxonomy places the organism in Eukaryota, Viridiplantae, Streptophyta, Magnoliopsida, Poales, Poaceae. The record is from RefSeq and is a predicted model, not a curated record. The transcript has 2 exons. The coding region runs from base 760 to 2280 and encodes 506 amino acids. Gene Ontology annotation, molecular function: protein binding.
CAAGCCAACGGCCUGAAUGUCUGCCCGUUUUGGCUAGUGCCUGUUGGAGACAGCCUUAGGAGUUGACAAACUAGGGGCUAGUUUGGAUCGGCACGCCGGCGGCCACGCCGCGCCACACCUGUGGCGCUGAAAACGAGCGCCACACUGGUGGCGUGGGAAGUGUGGCGGGCGGCGGCGGCUUAGGCGGCCAUCCAAACAUCCCCUAGACCUUAACCAAACAUUCCUCCCUUCUCGCUUGUGUGUAACACCCACUCCGUAUUUUUCACCAGCGCCACCACGGUAAAGUGCACGCUGUUCCUGCGGGACAUUACUACAAAACCAAUCCCCCGUCUUGCGAGGUCGCGAGUCUCUCCAACUCCGUCCCUCUGGCCUCAGCACAACGCCAGACCGCCUGCCUGUGCUUGCAGCCAGGCCGGCCAGCUGCCUGCCUGCCUGUUGUCGUCUGCGGCGCGACGGCGGCCGCCCGGUCGACCGCCCGCAUUGGGAUCCCCAGAGCAGCGCUUGGCAUAGGGGAAUGUCCCGGGUCAGCCACCGUCGCCUCUGCGCUGCGAAAGCCCCGCAUUUACUUGCCACCUAGAAGGGGGCACCCCUCGCGAGACCCAGCGCCAGACAGAGCCAGCAAUGGCUGCUGCUGCUGCUCCUCCUCCUCCUAUAUAGCGGGGCCCGUGCCGAGCGCUCGAUCCAGUUCUUCUGAUCUCUGACUUCUGAGCGAGGAGUGGACGAGUGGUGUGCCGUCGUCCGGUUCCCGUUGGUUUGGCGAUGAGGCGCGCUCGCGGUCGCCGCGGGCUGCUGCUUCUCCUCGGCGUGGCGCUCUCGGCGGCUGCGCUGCUCCGUGGCUGCGCGGGGCAGCAAGGGGAGGACGGCUCGGACGCCCCUGCGGCGGCGGCGGCGGAGACGGCCCCCAUGGAGGAGAAGGAGCGCAGGGCGCUGUACGCCGCCAUCGAGAGCUUCGUCGGCAAGGGGUGGAACGGCUCCGGGCUCUACCCAGACCCCUGCGGCUGGUCUCCCAUCCAGGGGGUGUCAUGUGAUCUCUUCAAUGGCCUGUGGUACCCAACAGUGAUGAGCAUUGGCCCAGUCCUUGACAACUCGCUGCAGUGCGGCCCCGACGCCAAGUUCAGCGCCCAGCUGUUCGACCUGAGGCGCCUCCGGACGCUGUCUUUCUACAGCUGCUUCCCGGCGAGCAACCCCACGGCCAUCCCGACCGGCAGCUGGGAGAAGCUGGCGGGGACGCUGGAGACGCUGGAGUUCCGCACCAACCCGGGCCUGAACGGCGCCAUCCCGGCGUCCCUCGGCCGCCUGGCCAGCCUGCAGUCGCUGGUGCUCGUGGAGAACAACCUGACGGGGCCCGUGCCCGCGGAGCUGGGCGCGCUGUCGAGGCUGAGACGGCUGGUGCUGUCCGGGAACGGGCUGUCGGGGCCGAUCCCGGUGACACUCGGUAACGACCGCCGCGCCGACGAGCUGCUGCUGAUCGUGGACCUGAGCAGGAACUAUCUAACCGGCUCUCUGCCUUCGUCGCUAGGUGGCCUCACGGGGCUCCUGAAGAUGGACCUGAGCAGCAACCUGCUGCAGGGCAGCAUCCCGCCGGAGCUCGCGGGGCUCAGGAGCCUCACGCUGCUGGACCUCAGGAACAACAGCCUCACCGGCGGGCUGCCCCAGUUCGUGCAGGGCAUGGCGUCGCUGCAGGACCUGCUGCUCUCGAACAACCCGCUGGGCGGCGGCCUGCCGCAGUCCGGCUGGGGGGCGCUGGCGGGCCUGGCCACGCUGGACCUGUCCAACGUCGGCCUCGUGGGCGCCAUACCGGGGUCCAUGGCGGCCCUGACGGGGCUCCGGUUCCUGGCGCUGGACCACAACCGCCUGACGGGGGCCGUGCCGCCCGAGCUCGCCCGGCUGCCCAGCAUCGGCGCGCUGUACCUGAACGGCAACAACCUGACGGGGACGCUGGAGUUCUCGGCCGGGUUCUACCAGCGCAUGGGGCGGCGGUUCGCGUCGUGGGACAACCCCGGGCUGUGCUACAACGUCGCGGCCGUGGACGCGGCCCACGCGCCGUCGGGCGUGGUGGUGUGCAAGGACCUGCAGGAGCCCAGCGUGGGCGGCGGCGCGCGGGACGGGGACGGGGACGGGGACGCGGAGGAGGACGGGACGAAGCCCGAGGCGGGCUCCAGCCUCGUGGCCUCCUCGUCGUCCGGCAUGCCGGUUGGCAGUGUCGGUGGGCUCCGGUACCUGGUGGUGGUUCGGGGAAUGGCGGCUGCGGUUCUUGGGUUGGUGUCCCUCCUACAAUAGCAAGCAAGCAGGUUCAGAAGAAGAACACGGAGAAACUUGAAGUAAUGCUAGGUAGGUUAGCACGAAGUAGUUUCUGCGCGUUCUCUGUGAUCUUUUGGCAUUUGUUUUUGGCUGCUGGUGGCUUACCAUCGUCAGAUGGUGACGGAGGAAGGAGGGAACAUGGAUCUGGAUGGUGUGAGCCACAGAUUACAUUACAGUAGUAGAGUAAACUAUGAGAGUUCUUGUGGACUGAAGGUGUGUAGUGGUGGAUAGGGUAGCUUCUCCGGGGUUCUUUUGUGUGUAAUUAGCCUGUGUCGCCCUGUGGUGUCAUGUUACAACAGCAAGUGGAAAUCUAAGCUGGUUCGUCCGUUGUUGGAGAAUCAGAAAAAAAAAAAUUGUCGUGCUUCAUUCA